AUGGACUGCAAUAAUGAGCCGUCGUCCCAGUCGACCCGGCGCACAGCUCUGGGAGCCUUCAUCCCUCCCAUAGUCAUCCCGCCCAUCUCAGCUCCCCAUCACUUCACCAUCAUCUUCCUCCAUGGCCGCGGAUACAAUGCCAACGAAUCCCACGGCCCUCUGCUCUCCACUCCAGUCACCACCCACGCCACCUUCCAGCAGGCGCUCCCGCAUGCGCGCUUCGUCUUCCCCACGGCGCCCCUGAUGCGCGCGUCCAAGUACCGCCGCUCGGUCAUCCACCAGUGGUACGACGGCACAGGUGACUGGGAGCCCGAGGCGCGGGGGGACAUGAGGCCCAGUGUGGAGCACAUCCACGACCUCAUCCGCGCUGAGAUGGCUCUCGUGGGCGGAGAUGCGCGCAAGAUCGUGCUGGCCGGCUUCAGCCAGGGGUGUGCCAUGGCGCUGACGUGCAUGUUGCUUUGGGAGGGCGACCCCUUGGGCGCCGUGGUCGGCAUGUGUGGCUUCGUGCCUGUGUAUUCAUCCCUGAUGGAAACACUGAACGGCGAUGCAGCUGAGCAAUCUAGUGACGACGGGGCCAUCGUCUUCGAGGCGGAGGAUGCCGACGACGCUGAUGGCAUGGACAGCCCUGCAACGCCGCUGCAAAGGGCAGUGGUCGCACUGCGCCAAGAGGCUGAGUUGCCUGGGCUGCCCUCCCCACCGCGCUGUUCGUUUCUCGAGACCCCCGUAUUCCUGGGACAUGGGACGCGGGACCGGAACGUUGAACUUCGGCACGGGCGAGAGGCCGCUGACCUCCUCAUCGCGAUGGGCGUCGACGUCGCCUUCGAGACGCUCAACGGACUUGAGCAUGAAUGCUCGCCUCAAAUGAUACAACACGUCGUAGCAUUCCUGUCUCGACGGCUGGAUCCUUCAUGGAUAGUCACAGAUAUAAGCAAAGCUUGA
This is a messenger RNA of Purpureocillium lilacinum, 939 nucleotides long. RefSeq lists its product as uncharacterized. Gene Ontology annotation, biological process: protein depalmitoylation. Lineage: Eukaryota; Fungi; Ascomycota; Sordariomycetes; Hypocreales; Ophiocordycipitaceae. Gene Ontology annotation, cellular component: cytoplasm. Gene Ontology annotation, molecular function: palmitoyl-(protein) hydrolase activity; carboxylic ester hydrolase activity. The record is from RefSeq and is a predicted model, not a curated record.